GCCUUUUUACCCCCCAACAGCACAGGAGUAGCAGCUUGUUGGAGUGAGUGCGCCGCUGUCUCUCUGUGCGCGCUCUGACCGGAGGGGGCUGGCUCUCCCCUGAUUGAAUCCAGCUGUUGUGAAAGCGCUCGGAGGGGGCCAGUCAAUUUGCAUUGCUAAAUAAUCUCGUAGAGGACGACAGAGCGGGGCAGAAACAGAACGGUCCAUUUUGGAAAAAGGCAUUCCUGCAACACUUGGUCAAUGUACCGAAGCUUCAGCUCGACCAGACAGCGCUUAAUGAAAACCUGGUGUCGGCUUUCGCGUAAAGGCGCAUAGUUGGGGGGCGGUGAGAGCGCUGCUGGGUAGUGGCGAGGGGAUUUGGGGAGAAUUUACGGGUCGUCUAAAUCUUUCGUUUUUGAGAAACCAUAAACCAUGCUGUUUGAAAUACGUGGCUUCAGGUUUUGCUCUUCCGCAAGGAUGUUGGCAGCUCUGGUAUUUAUUCUGCUUUGUAUCAAGCCUGGACACGGACAGACCUGCACAGAAGGUUUUGCUUAUGAUCGCAGGUCGAGACAGUGUAUAGAUGUGGAUGAGUGCCGUAUCCUGCCAGAUGCUUGCCGUGGAGACAUGCGCUGUGUGAACCAGAACGGAGGCUACCUGUGCAUGCCCAGGAGCCUGUACAACCAGCCGUUCAGACCGGAGACCCCGGUCCUGCCUGAGCCGGUUUACCCGGACCCAUCGGUUGGAUUUCCAGACACCUUCCUCCCGAGUGUUCCGAGAUCUGUGGAGCCCAGCUAUCCCAGAGUAAGGAGCACGGCGCAGUGCAUCCUGGGAUAUGCUCCUGCAGAGGACGGCACCUGUAAUGACAUUGACGAAUGUGAGACAAACUCUCAUCACUGUAACCCCACCCAGGUCUGCAUCAACACAUCAGGUGGCUACACCUGCUCCUGCACUGAGGGAUACUGGCUCAUUGGUGGACAGUGCCAGGAUAUUGAUGAAUGUCGCUAUGGUUACUGCCAACAGCUGUGUGCCAACGUCCCCGGCUCUUAUUCCUGCUCCUGUAACCCCGGCUUCAUCCUCAACCCAGAUAGCAGGACCUGUCAAGAUGUGGACGAGUGUGAAGACGAACCGUGCAGUCACGGCUGCUUCAACACCUACGGCUCCUUCAUGUGCAACUGUGACGAGGGAUUCGAGUUGGCAGCAGAUGGCACCUCGUGCAUUGACCUGGAUGAGUGCAGCUUCUCUGAGUUUCUGUGUCAGCACAGAUGUGUGAACACACCCGGCUCUUUCUCCUGCAUCUGUCCGCCUGGAUAUUAUGUGUUUGAGGAUGGACGGAGUUGUGAAGAUAUCAAUGAAUGUGACACUGGUAACAACACCUGUACAACAGCACAAGUAUGUUUCAAUUUCCAGGGAGGCUACACAUGCCUGAAUCCUUUACAGUGUCUCCUUCCUUACAUCGAAGUCAGUGACAAUCAGUGCAUGUGUUCAGCUGAGAACCCUGCCUGCAGGGACAAACCCUUCACUAUUCUCUACCGACACAUGGACUUGUCGUCGGGGCGCAGUGUGCCUGCUGACAUCUUCCAGAUGCAGGCCACCACGCGUUACCCCGGCGCCUUCUACAUCUUCCAGAUAAAGUCGGGCAAUGAAGGGCGAGAAUUUUACAUGAGGCAAACCAGUAAUGUGAGCGCCACACUCGUCCUGUCACGGCCAAUCAAGGGGCCCAGGGAGUUGGUGCUGGACUUGGAGAUGGUCACAGUCAACAAUGUCAUCAACUUCAGAGGCAGCUCCAUUAUACGUCUGACGAUAUUUGUCUCAGAGCACCCGUUCUGAGAGUCCCAAAUGAACUUCAGCAUAUCCCCAAAGAAUCAAGCUGCAGUGGUUUGUUUGAGACAGCUCGUCACCUUUUUUUGUUUGUUUUUUAAAAGUCAUUACGUCAUCCUCAAUAAAGACACGUCCGAUAAAGACUCAGUCAAGAUCAGCUGAUGGGAAAGCAUCCCUGUGCUUGAAUCCCCACCCUGGUUUAAUGGACACUGAGCUUUUAUGGCUGCGAUAUGGACUUUCGACACAGAGGGAUAUUUAUGGUGUACAAUUUCUGACAUCCUCUAUUUAGAAAAUGACCCGAAAAUGAUGGGAAUUACCCUCGCUGAAUACCAGUGUAUACACAAUACAUUUCUUUUCAUGAGCUCCCCUCAGUUGUCUGUGAAUUUUCAUCCCCUCAGAUAAGCUGUGAAAGUGACAUUUAUAUGCUUUCAUUCAAGAGCUGUCAUUGCAUCAUGAUUUGUUUCGUGUUUCUUUACGCGACGGGAGGAGAGCCAGAUAUCUGAGCAGAAGUGUAAUUGUACAUUUGCAGUGGCAAUAUUUGAAAUGAUGUAACAACCAGUCAUCAACUGAAUUAUUGAUCACAGUUUCUUUUAGACCAAUAAAUGUCUUCACCACACAACUGUCCCUGGCAUGAGCCGCCUACUGAACUCCAAAAACUAUAAACUGCAACUUAUUUUGGUAUUAUUAAUCACAAAUGUAAGUAACACUAAUUGGGGGAUUAUAUAAAGUUAAGAUAAGUAGGAAAACUAAAAAAAAACAACAGGUUUUUGGCACUCAGAUCUGGGAAUAGAUUAUACAAAAUUGGGAAAAACAGAAAAAAUAAAUAUGUUGUAGUUAUAUCAGAACACGUCUUAGCACUGUACCAGUUUUGGGGGGUGUACUAAUACAAAAUUUGGGAUUAUAUAAAUUUAGUAAAUUUUGGGGUCUCUUCACCAAAGUUGGGGGAUUUGUACGCACAAUAACAAAAAUAAAUCUCUUUACUAAUCAACUGUCUCUGGCAUGAACAGACUUCCGAACUCCUGAACUAUGGCAAAUUUGGAAUUAUAUGACUCCCAUUUAUAUGACACACAUUUUGGGGGGCUAUACCAAAUUAAGGCAACUCAAAACAUUGUGGGACCAUAAUGAUUAACAAACCUUUUUGGGGGAUUUUGGUGCACAGUAUUUGUCUUCCCUACAAAACUGUCCUGAACUCAUAAAGCUACAGCAAAUUUGGGGAUUGUAAUGACAUAUUUUGAGGACUUUCACAAAUUGAUAAUAAUUAAUUAAUAUUGGGGGCACAAAUUUAGGUAAUAUUUAAAAAUGACAAACAGAAAAAAUAGAAAAUGUUAUAAAUGUUAUGUAAUACAUCAUAACAUGUUUUCGCACUAUACCAGUUUUGGGGGUACACUAAAACAACAUUUGGGAUUAUAUGAAUUAGCAUAUUU
This is a messenger RNA of Epinephelus fuscoguttatus (brown-marbled grouper), 3221 nucleotides long. It is a transcript of the gene fbln5, whose product is annotated as fibulin 5. NCBI's taxonomy places the organism in Eukaryota, Metazoa, Chordata, Actinopteri, Perciformes, Serranidae. Gene Ontology annotation, molecular function: calcium ion binding. The transcript is spliced from 11 exons. The record is from RefSeq and is a predicted model, not a curated record. Bases 412 to 1806 code for a protein of 464 amino acids.